AUGUCUCCUCCUCACUCUCCAUCGCCCUCGCUCGCCUCCCCACCCUCCCAGAUCCGCAUCCUCACUCUCAACUGCUGGGGCCUCAAGUACAUUUCCAAAUUCCGUCAUGAGCGAAUGUCGGAGAUCGGGCGUCAGCUCGCCAUAGCCGAUCCGCCGCCCCAGAUUGUCGGUCUCCAGGAAUGCUGGACACAGCAGGACUACGAAAGUAUCCGCCAGCAGACGCGAGACAUCCUCCCCUACGGCAAGUUCUACUUCGGCGGGAUCUUCGGCGCAGGGCUCGCGAUCCUCUCGAAAUGGCCCAUUGAGGAGAGCAGCAUGUUCGCCUACCCGCUCAACGGACGGCCCACUGCCUUCUUCCGCGGUGACUGGUUCGUCGGCAAGGGCGUCGCCUGCGCGCGCAUCCGCUUCGGCCCCGCCGCCCAGGACGUCGCCGAGGUGUUCUGCACGCACCUGCACGCCCCCUACGAGCGAGAGCCGCACGACUCGUACCUCUGCCACCGCACCGCGCAGGCCUGGGAGAUCGCCAAGCUCAUGCGCGGCGCCGCCGAGCGCGGCCACCUCGUCAUCGGCCUCGGCGACUUCAACAUGAUCCCCUCGUCCUUCGCGCACCGACUCAUCCACGCGCACGCGCCCGUCCGCGACGUCUGGCAGGUCCUGCACCCGGACUCCUCCGUCGGCGCCACUAUCGACCCGCCCGAGCAGCAGCGCAACAAACCCAUGCCCUCCGCGGCCUUCAACCUCUCCGAGAACGGCGCCACCUGCGACGGCAAGUUCAACACCUGGCGCUGGAGCAAGGAGGACCGCAAGCGGCUCGAGAAGGGCCACGACGUCGUCGUGGACCCGGACGCGCCCUGUCCGUACGGCAAGAGACUCGAUUACAUCUUCGUCGGCGACGGCGGGUUCCCGCCAGACUACCCUGCGGCGCGGUGGUCCGUCGAGUCCGUGGCCAUCGGCAUGACGCAGCGGCAUCCGACGCUGCGCUGCUCGCUCAGCGACCAUUUCGCCGUCGAGGCCGUCAUCGCCCGGGACGUCGCGUCCGCCGGCAAGUCCGACGCAAAGGAGAUGGUGAUCCACCCCGUGUCCAGCGCGCCCAACGCGGCUCUCACGCCGGACACGUACGACCGCAUCAUCGAGAUGAUUCACGCGUAUGUUCGACGGGAGCGCUCGCAGCGGCACUGGAGGCUGACGCAUUUCGUGGCCUCGGUCGUUGUGGCGAUCGGCUGCUUUGUGGGCGUGUGGUGGACGGGAGACCAUCUGCCGUAUGUUGCGUUUAUUCUGUGUCUGGUGAGCACGUUGAGUUUUGGGGCGGGCAUCUUGGACGGGUUGAUUGGGGGUCUGUUUGUGUCGAGUGAAUUGCGGGCGCUCAAGGAGUUUGAAUGGGAGGUCCGUAAUGCGAAGCGGAUUGUUGACGAGGUGGGGACACGGGGCACGGUGAACAUCGAGGAGUAA
This is a messenger RNA of Aspergillus clavatus NRRL 1, 1449 nucleotides long. Its product is annotated as inositol phosphosphingolipid phospholipase. NCBI's taxonomy places the organism in Eukaryota, Fungi, Ascomycota, Eurotiomycetes, Eurotiales, Aspergillaceae. The record is from RefSeq and is a predicted model, not a curated record. The transcript has a single exon. Bases 1 to 1449 code for a protein of 482 amino acids. Gene Ontology annotation, cellular component: cytoplasm. Gene Ontology annotation, molecular function: sphingomyelin phosphodiesterase activity.